UUUUCAAGAUGGUGUCCGGGCGUGCGUGAGCGAACGUUGUGUGCGACGGCUAGUGCAAAAUUUCCAGUGGGUUUGGCUCUCAGGAUGACCAGUGCGGACGCUCCAAAUUGCCAUUCGCAUCGCAUCCAUGUCGGACUUGAAACCUCUGUCUAGAUUCGGCUGACCAGCGGAAGGGCCCACUAGCAACCAACAAUGGCCUCGUCCGCGGGGGCGCCGGGCUCUCCCGAAGGUGGCGGUGUGCUGCCCACCCGGCGCCACCCGCUGGCUGGGGGCCGCUUCUCUCUGCGACGCCUGCUCGGUUCCUCAUCAUCCUUUCUCAACCGGCGCAACUUUGGCCGCUCCUGCAACUCCCCCCACGAUGCCGAACAGGCUGUCCGGCCCCCGCAACGGAUGCCACCACAGCAGCAUAGGGACACGCGGAGGAAUAGUGGUGGCAGCGGUGGUGCAGCGUCUCGGAUGGGUGCCGCCGAGCGCCAGGGCAGCUCGGACACCGAGUCCCUGUGGAGCUGCGGUGGCGGCCUGCUCGAGUGCCCGCUCUGCCUGCUCGAGGCACCGGCCGAGGCGUUCCCACGGCUUGCGUCAUGCACGCACCGUGCCUGCGCCGACUGCCUGCGCCAGUACCUGCGUGUGGAGAUAUCCGAGAGCCGGGUGAACAUCGCCUGCCCCGCCUGCUCGGAGCCCAUGCACCCAAGCGAUAUCCGGCGCUUGCUGCAGGACGAGCUCAUGGUGGCCAAGUACGAGAGCUUCAUGCUGCGCCGCGUCCUCGUCACUGAGCCAGAUGCCCGUUGGUGCCCUGCACCAGAUUGCGGCUACGUGGUGAUAGCGAGCGGCUGCGCCAGUUGCCCCAAGCUGCGCUGUGAGCGUCCCGGUUGCAGCACGGCCUUCUGCUACCACUGCAAACAAGAGUGGCACCCCAAUCAGACCUGCGAUGCUGCCAGGGCGCAGCGCGCCUCCAGGCCUGCUGCCCAGGCUGGCUCGACCCUCGGGUUCCCCCACGAUGAGGGCCUGCAGCGGGACGACAUCAAGCACUGUCCCUGCUGCAAGGUGUUCAUCAUCAAGAUGGACGACGGGUCGUGCAACCACAUGACGUGCCGUCUGUGCGGCACCGAGUUCUGCUGGCUGUGCAUGAAGGAGGUGUCGGACCUGCACUACCUGAGCCCCUCGGGCUGCACCUUCUGGGGCAAGAAGCCCUGGAGCCGCAAGAAGAAGAUCCUCUGGCAGCUGGGCAUGCUUGUGGGCGCACCCGUCGGCAUUGCCCUCAUCGCGGGCAUUGCCGUGCCCGCCAUCGUCAUUGGCAUUCCCGUCUGGGUUGGACGAAAGCUGCACUCCAAGUACGACCUGCGCACCACAAGCCGCCUCAAGCGGAAUUUUGUGGUGACAAGCGGCGUGGUGGCCUCGUUCCUCGUGUCUCCGAUCAUCGCCGGCAUCGCUGUCGGCAUCGGCGUCCCCAUCCUGCUGGCCUACAUCUACGGGGUCGUUCCAGUGUCUCUGUGCCGUUCUGGUGGCUGCGGUGUCACCACUUCGGCGUCGGGGGUCCGCAUCGAGUUCGACGAGGAAGGCGAGGGCGCGGGCGGGAUCGGCAGCGGGUCCGUUGGGGUCGCGGCUGAUGGUGCAAGCGUGGACACUGCUGGGGGCAUUGCCCCGGCCAGCAUCGGCGAGGCGGCCUCCCUGGGGAUGUCGGGGGGCAGCCCCAGCCUCGGCUCGCACCUGGACACGGUGGCAGGCGCAUCCAACACGGCGAUUGCUGGCCACUCUCUCACCGGAAGCAUAGCCUCGGCCAGUGCCCACUCCCACCGGCUGGAAGUCCAGGCGGAGGUGUCAUCGAACAAGCGCUUCAGCCUGAGCAGCCACAGCGAGACGGCCUCUGCCACAGUCAGUCUCAGCGAGCGCUCGGCCAACAUGUCCGGCGUUGCGGACGACGCAGCCAGCACCCGAGCCCUUGCAGGUUCCAUCGUUGGAUACAGGGAAGGCACUCUGGCGGCACCCGUGGAAGUGCACGUUGACCCCUCGGAAGAGUCAGACUACUGUCGCCAGUGCCGCAUCACUCACCGGCCCUGCUGCCCCAAUGCCCUGCCCUCCAAUCCGCUGCAACAGUCGCCGCACUGCGAGUGCCUUGACACUGUCAGCGUCACCAAAGUGCAGAUUGAGUGAGAGAGAGAGAGAGAGAGGAGGAGACGGCAGCAGCAUUGCCAGUUUGCCCCCCCAUCGGCGCGUCAUGCUCUGUCAUCGUCGGUGCACCUGGUGAUGGGCAGCGUGUUGGCAGCUCUCGGCCACCAAGCUGCGGCAUCCCGGAGUGCCGUCUUUGAAGCACGAAUUUCGGGACAGGCCAAAAACAACGAAACUGUCAGAUGGCUCCGGCUUCUUGUGCAUGAUCACUGCCCCGCUGCAGCAUGGUGAGCGGGGCUGUUGGAAUGCGCAUUUCCGUGUGUCACUUGUGUAACAUUAGCCAUACAGCAGCACGCGACUGUGGUUGAUGUGUGGAACACUUUCCACGCUGGUCGGUCUGUGCACGGUGUGUCAUGGAACGCAGUCUGGACAUGCCUACCUGACCCAUUAGUUACUGGCCAAAGCUCGUUUGCCAUGGUGCAUAGCGCUAUGGAUUGUGGAAGCUGCCGCAUUCCUCUUGAUGUCAAGAAGAGCAAGUCAUCAUCGUAGGCCCAGAGUCCAGCUCGAGCACAGCUUGCAGGAUACUGUGUGUCACUCAACCUCUGCAGCCACAUUUACUCUGGCUGUCUGUCUGAAGAACACCCUGUACCGCUUGAGAACAAAAGUGGAAUUCCGUACGUUUAGAGUUUACCAGAUGAAGAGUGGCUGUUUGGAAUUCUGCGGCAACGAAAGUGGCAAAGCUAGUACACAGAGCAUUUUCUUUUGUUGUCAUUGUGCUUAUGUGUGGGAAGUUGACAUGGUCUGCCAUAGGUUCACAGCCUUUCUGACUUUAAUCAGGCAUGUCAUUGCCUGGAGGGCACGAGGCUGGCAGUUCUGUCGCAGUGGUUCUGCUCUAGUUGUGCAGUGUGGAAGCCUGAAAAAAAAAAAAAGCAUGUAUUGCCAGAUAAGCGAAGGCUGUCACUGCUAAGCAGACAAGGAUUACAAGGACAAGCAGACAAUGCUAGGAUUAUGGCUCACAUGGCAAGGGCUCAAACGUCGUGGUGCACGCCAACUGACCGACUUUAAGUGCACAGCAGGCAACAUGUUGAAUUGGUGCUAAUGGAGCAUUCAACCCUGCAAGCUUGAGCAAAGAGAGGAAGUACACGGGAGGAAAGGAGUUGUGUGUAAAGCGCUGAUGCUGCCAGUGUUGUAUAACAACUGGCGACUGCUUGCUUGCAUACUUGAAGCUGCGCCAUCUGUUGUGCCAGUUUUAAAUGCACUCCUGGAUGACUUUGCAUCCAUUGGUGGUUUGUCAAAGAGAAAUGUGCCAAGUGGGCCAGCUGACAAGACUGUCCAAUGCACCAGACAGUCGGCGGUGGCUCCGGCAAUUCAGAGUUUAGUUCAGUUAACAUCUGGUGCUGUUCACAGUGUCGGAAUGAACCGGGAGGCUUCUAGCGCGCCGACUACGGCAGACGACUUUGUCCGACAGUUGCAGGCACGUUUCAGCCGUGUCUUUUGCGACAGUGCGUAGGCAGUCCUUCCAAACAAGUGAGGUCGCUGCCUGUCAACUCGCUUGGUCAUCACAUCUCCCAUAGUACGAGCAAGACUGGAGAAAAAAAAAAAAAGUUUUUGCCGUUCGAGGUUAUAGUCAUGAAUGUGUUCCGGACGUAGUGUCAUCACCCGACAUAGAAAUUUGUUGGAAACUCUACAGAUGUAUAUUCAAGUGUAUUGACAUGAGGCAUGGUGUGUGCGUUACAGUGGCUGCUACUGUUGCUGGCCGCUGUAUGUGUGUGCCGUGUGUCUUUUGCCAUAGUAAGAGUGGUUCUUGUGCGUUGCCUCUUCUUGCAAAGUUUGCAUUACUUUUUUUCCUAGGCUGAGAAAAAGAAAACUGUUCCAGUGAGGAAACAUGCCGGUUGUUUUGUACAGUGUAUAAAAAAUUUGUUGGUUGUUUGGUGCUUCCAGUGUUCAAUUAUGGCAGCCAAACUGACUGUGCUGCAGCCGAUUUUGUUUGUUUUUGCAAUAAGCGCGCGUUGAUACUCUGCCGAUGCUUGUCUUUAUCGAUUCUUGCACUGCGUAGUACUUUAUCUCCUCUAGUACAUUUCUUUCUUUCACUCUCUUGAGUGAUAAGUGUCUCUUGCUGUCUUUCUCUGGCCACCUUUAGCGACCAACUUGCUUGAUGUCAUAUCUUGUCUCCUCUCUUCCAUUGGUUCCCAGUUCCUUACAUAAUUUAAAAUUCCUCUUCCAGUGAAAGAGAGCUUGGGCUGUGGCCUAUCUGUAGGUAACCAGUCUUGAGUGGUGUCUAGUUGUGUGCUCAAGUGCUCAACGCGUCACGUUUUGCCACCACUGCAUUCUCAAGGGUGCGGCUGUGAGGUGAGCCCACAGCCUACACCAACAUUUGCCAACUGUCAUGUUACUAUAGUCCCAACGGCAAAACUAGGCUCGCUAUCCAAGUUGCAUUGUGUGUUGCAAAUGCCAAUUUCACGUUUGGCUGUUGUGGAUUCACCAGUUCUUUCUGCCAGUUUGACGGCUCGGAUAUUUGCUUUAGAUGUACAUCAUCUUACUUGGGUCAUUCAGUAAUUUGUUGCGCAGCCCUCUCUGCCGUAAAGUGCCAUAAGUUUUGAGUUUUUAACCUCGCAACUUGUCAGAUAACAUUCAGGGAGCUUGGCAAACUGUACGAGAUUACUCCUCUGCUGUGUUGUAUCUUGGUACGCUGGCAGUGCAAGUGUCAAUUGGAAGCCUCCUGGUUACUUUUGUUCCCCAUCAGCAUUGACUGAUAAUUGUUCCAUAAAAGGGUAACUGUGUGGAAAUUUUUUGUCCCAUACAAGCGCAUUAGGUACAGAGGUGAGCAACUUUGUCUAGAAUGUGCCACUCAGGCUCUGUGCAACAAGGCGGCGCCGUCUGACGUUAGCCACUGGGUUCGAGAUAGGUGCCCACUGUGCAUGCUCGGCAAAAAGAGCCGGGUGCCUGCUCAUCGCUUCCUUGUUCCAGUUCUCACCUUGUGUGUUCGCUUCCCACUGCAGUGGCCAUGCUGCAGGUUUAUGUGGCAUUAAUAUGACAUUGCCACGGCGGCCAGUGCAGCGCCGUACCACCAUGUUUUACACAUGUAACCAGGCUUUUUGCAUGCGCACCACGCUCACCGGCCGUGUUGUCUGUUCGCCCGUCUUUGCACUGCUUGUUAGCAAGGAUGGAUGGCACAUUUUGUAUCUGUACAGGACGGCGAGCUUGCCAGCUCUGCAAAAACGCGGGGUCACCCACCACCACUUGCGCAUGCUUGCCCGACCGCCAUGGCAAUGUCAUAUCAAUGUCACAAAGACAUGCAGCGCGGCCGUGGCAGCGGGAAGCAAAUGCACAAGGUGGGAGCUGGCACAAGGAAGCGAUGAGCAGGCUCUUUUUGAUGUGCAUACACAUUGGGCACCUAUCUCGAACCCAGUGGCUAACGCUGGCGGCGCUGCCUUGCUGCACAGAGCCCCGGCGGCACGUUCUAGACAAGGCUGCUCACCUCUGUACUUGCUGCAAGCCUGCACUUUUCACAAAACUUUUCCUGCAUCUACAACUGGUGAUCUGUUCCAAUUUGCUUCUUUUUUUUCCUGGGCAUUGAAUCAUUGUUUAAAUGCUUUCAUUUUUGGCCAAGCUCGGUCACUUUUGCACACUCUGGUGGCGUCGCUGUACUAUCGUGUUAAUGUCACCAAAUAUCUUGUCAUGCAUGUUGUUCUCUGCGAGUGUUUCACGUUGCAGCCAGAUGAAAGGUAUACAUUUGGGCCGUUCGCACAUGGGAAGCUGUGUGCAGGCCGAACACUUUCGCAAAAGCCUGUUCAGUGCCCUUGCUUUACAGCUCCACGGUCGCAGUUACGCCAUAGUGCGUGCGGUGGCUGUGGGGCUUGCAGUAUCACGAAAAAUUAGUGUCAUUGGUUAAGACUGUACGGCUUGGACGGCAUUAGCCCAAGGUAGGCAGAUGGCUCUGUGGCUUAUUGGUAGUUUCCUGGAAGUCUGAGCACAAGGCCCUGCUUGUUGUACUAUCAGAAUGAAAUACAGUAUUAGGUGACGUGGGUUCCAUGAUAAAAGUUCAUACCUGCAGCUAGUAGAAUGGUGCAGCAUGGUUUUGGUUGCACCUGCGCUAGGCUUCAAUUCUAAAUUCAAAAAGCUGCACGCCUCGACUGCAGAAAACUCUGCCUUCACACAGACUGUACACCUUGUAAACUUUGGCACCUAGGAUACAUUUUGUCGAAGAGUUCUUGGGCCAUUGCAGGCAUUACCAGUAAUGACGCUGGGUCCUGCAGUGUGAUUCACUUAGUAUCUUCAAUGCCCCAGAAACAUUUUGGUGCAAGAACUCUUUCACGACUUUGAAGUGAAUAGAGAUGUGCAGGAGUUGCACUGGUUAGCAGCAGCUGUGGUUAGGCUUGCAUUUGCCUCGGAACUCUUGGUCUAAACAAUAUGUUUGCUCUCUUCUUGUGAACAAAUUGGAACCAAGAAAUUUCCAGCAGAAAAUAAAAAAUAAAAAAGAACUGAAGGAACUAAAUGAUGAAUGUUGUUUCGGGCAUAAGUAUUGUCCAUGUUUGUUUGUCUUUCAUUCGUACCAUAUGGCCCUGGGCGAGACCUUCCGAGUUGGGGUGGUGACUGGUGCGUGCUCGUGGCUGUGGACUUUGCCCGAAAGCGCCUGUGUGUCAUACUCUUACGUGGAGAGACAGUGAACUGCCCUGGCUGGGAAGCUGUGCCCCGAGGAGGCUGCCGUUGUGCCCUCCUCCAUAUGAAGGGUGUACGAAUAUCUGUUGUAUAACCUAAUGUUUGUAUUCUUGUACAGCCGUGGCUUGUAUGGAACAUGCAAAGGGAAGACAACUGCCAAUCUACUGUGGCGCCCCCCUUUCGCCCGUCUACUGUGGCAGGAGAGGGCUGGGGUGGGAAGGUCACAUUGAUGUACAAAGCUGGUUACCCGCAGGCUCUGUGGUGCGCGUGCGUGUACACUGUGCGUGUGUGUGUAUUUAUAAUUGAAAUUAAACGAAUAAAAUUGCUAUUUCCACGGACAAA
Molecule: messenger RNA, 7107 nt
Organism: Dermacentor albipictus
Lineage: Eukaryota; Metazoa; Arthropoda; Arachnida; Ixodida; Ixodidae
Product: E3 ubiquitin-protein ligase RNF19A-like
Biological process (GO): positive regulation of proteasomal ubiquitin-dependent protein catabolic process; protein polyubiquitination; ubiquitin-dependent protein catabolic process
Cellular component (GO): ubiquitin ligase complex; cytoplasm
Molecular function (GO): zinc ion binding; ubiquitin conjugating enzyme binding; ubiquitin protein ligase activity
Source: RefSeq, a predicted model, not a curated record